Messenger RNA from Symbiodinium necroappetens, 1606 nucleotides. The record is from the annotation of a GenBank genome assembly. Lineage: Eukaryota; Dinophyceae; Suessiales; Symbiodiniaceae.
GUGGGACGUUGAGCAGACGCUAAGUGAUCCCGAGAAGACCCAAGCCCGAGAGAACUUGGAGGUGUUGGCCCAAGACGGGUCGAACGCCACGACCCGAACGAAAUGGCGCCUCAAGACCAUAGGUGAAGUCAUCUAUGUCAACACCAGCUUGACCGGCGUCGAAAUCCCGCCCGCCGAUGCCGGGUUUAUCGAGCUUACGGCGGGCCUCGAUGGCGCUUCCGAAUACAACGAGGGCAAGUUGACCGGCGAGACAAUUACUGGGUCUGGGGCUACGCUUGUCGCAACGGCCGUAAUCGAUGACGCCGAAAGCCCGAUGAAUGGCGCAACGAUCCCGCUUAUCAACACCGAGGAACGAGUAACGUACUCCGGGGAGCGCUCCAAGGCGGGCGAUGUGUUCAAUGACCAGAUGCAGGAUCACGGGCAUGAACUAGUCAACUAUUUGGGUACAACAGCAGGCGGGCCAGCCGUCCGCCUGGCAGGUUCGGUUGCUGGCGCAACUAGUGGGGGCACACCUACCGUUAUUGGAGGUGCUUCUGGAAGGACCGGCGACCGCACCCGCGCCAAGGGGCAGUUCCUCGUGGCCUUCCUCAAAUACAAGGACGUUACAAUCAGCAAGUCGCCAAUCGAAGGCGGCAUCGAAAUCAGCGACCAGCAGUAUGCCGAGGCGUUUGAGGCCAAGCUGGCAGGGCGCGAGGCCCUUGUUUUGGAUGACGAGCUUGUUGUCCGCGAUCCGGCGCCAUCGCCGCAGCAUACGUGGGAAAACGGUGAGUGGGUUGCGCCCGAAGCGCCAGAACCCGAACCCGUCGAUCCACUUACAAGACCCUUGGACCGCGUACGUUUCGAGUACAUGAGGGAUAAGCUCGACCGGGACAACCCUGGGUUCAUCACUAGCGUCGAGGUGAUGAUCGAGGGCCUACCAGAGACCACCCAAGCUGAGGCGGACUUCAAGCUCCUCGCCAAGGUCCUCUGGAGGACAGGUACCGAGUUCUUCAUCCAUCACGGACUAUUCCAGAUGGCCGUCUUCCAAGGGAUCAUCUCCCAGUCCGACCUCGAAGACCACUGCACCAUGUUCCCUGAAGGCGACUGGGCGCAUUGCUGUCAGCUCCACGACAUCGCGUAUGAUGCCUCAGGCACUCCGCGCCUCGAAGCCGACCUGGACCUCCUCCUUUGUCUGACGGACAUGGGGCGGCCCAUCGUGGGGAUCAUCAUGUUCCUCGGGGUCGUCCUCUUCGGCUGGCUUUUCUACAGGGAUAACCUCUUCGACCUCUACCACCAGUCGGGCAACGAGCGGGACCGCGUGAAGGACGAAGAGUACGGGCCACAGGAUGGGUCUACUCCAGGCCACAACUCCGGGGACGAUGACCUCCUGGACCUCGAACUCCGAGACCUCAUGCACCGAGGGAGGAAGGUCCUCCUGGCCAAGCUCGUGGCUGCGGUCGAGGGCGGAUAUGCGUCCCCCGCCGAGAUGGCAACCCUCAGGGCAAUUUUGAAGGACAACGGCAUCAUCAUGGGAGACCCCUUUGGGGACCCGGAAGGUGCGACUGAAGGAACCAAUGGCAAAUCCCGCACCAAAGCGCCACUCCCCGAGUUCGACAAGCCGGAGUAC